AUACGGGAGCAGGAUGCGGGCCUUCCCCGCCUGAGCAUGCGUCAGGGGCGGGACUUCCGGCCUCUUCUGCCGGCGGCCAGUUUGCUUGGCGGCUCCGGCGGCGGAGUCGGCCCGCUGCUGCCGUUCCCUCGACCUCUGUCGGGGGCGAGGCUCCUCAUGGGGCAGUGAGGGAGGAAGGGGGCACCCGCCUAGCCAGCCAGGGUGCCCUCACACCUGUAGCCUUCAUUUCUGCGUCUCUCCUGUUGCGUGGCGGGCCGGGAACGAAAAGGUCCGAAGGAGACGCUGGCCCGCUGCACCGAGGCGCGUCCGAGGCUCCGUGACGCCCCCCGGUGGGCAUCGCGCCAGGCCCGGGAUACGGACCCGACGCCCGGGACCCCUCCUGUCCCGCCGCUCCCGGUCUCCUCUCCUCUCCUCCGGCUCCCGGCCCCGCUCCGCCCUCAGACCCCGAUGGCGGCUGCCGCGCUGAGGGACCCGCCUCAGGGUGGUGUGAGCUUUCUGGAUGUUGCCGUGCGCUUCUCCGGGAAGGAAUGGAGGCUCCUUGAUGAGGCUCAGAGACGCCUGUACCUCGAUGUGAUGCUGAAGAACUAUGCACUUGUAUCCUCACUGGGUUGCUGCUGUGGAGCUGGGGGUGAUGAGACAUCCUGUGAAGAGACUGUUCCCGAAGCGGUGACCCAGGCUGGGUCUCCUGAGGCCGCUUCGUCUUCCCAGAAGACCCACCCCUGUGAGAUGUGUGGUCCUGUUUUGAGAGACAUUUUCCAGGUGGCUGAGCAGCAAGGAACAGGACACAGCCAGAAACUGUUGAGGUGUGGGGCGUGUGCAACACAAUUCUAUAUACCUUUGGAAAGCAGUGUGCAAGGGGCUUCGUUUUUCAAGAGCCACAGAUUCCACGUGUCACAUGAUCCUUUUACUUCCGGGAAAAUCGUGGCCAAUGCCAGACCUCUGCAGCAACAGGCCACACCUACUGUGGAGAAGCCAAAUACAGCCACAGCUUUACAAAGCAGAAGUCGUCCCAUUUCAGGAGAAUGCGACAAAGCCCUCGGCCCUGAACACACACUUGUUCAGGACCAGGGUGUCGACACUGAAAGGCCACGCUUUGUGUGCAGUGAGUGUGGCAAAACAUUUAGGUACAAAGUCUCAUUUGUUAUGCACCAUAGAAUCCACUCUGGAGAAACGCUUCAUGUGUUUAACCAAUGUGGCAAAACGUUUAGGCAAAACUCAACCUUCAGUCAACAUGGGAAAAUGUAUACUGGUUCAAGACAGGACAAGUGCAGCAAAUGUGGGAAAUCCCUGAGCCACAAGUCUGACUUCAUUUAUCCCCAGAAAUUGCACAAUGGUGCAAGCAGCUCCAUGUGCAGUGACUGUGCAGGGUCUUUUUCCGAUAGGUCUGAGUUGAUUCCACGUGAGAGAGUUUUCUCUGGAGAAGGGUUUUAUAAGUGUAAUGACUGUGUGAAAUCUUUUAGCUGUAGGUCUGCCCUCAUUUAUCAUCAGAGAUCUCACACAGGAGAAAAGCCGUAUGAGUGCAGUGACUGUGGGAAAGCCUUUACCACUAACUCCUUCCUCCGUCGUCAUCAGAGAGUUCAUUCUGGAGAACGGCCUCAUGAGUGUAGUGACUGUGGGAAAUGUUUCAACUUGAAGUCUUCCUUCAUUUAUCAUCAGAGAUCUCACACAGGAGAACAGCCUUAUAAGUGCAGUCAUUGCGGGAAAUCUUACACCACUCGUUUUAACCUCCGUUGUCAUCUACGAGUUCACUCCGGAGAAAGGCUUUCUGAGUGCAGGUACUGUGGGAAAUCUUUUACAUCUAAGGCUGCCCUCACACGUCAUCAGAGAUCUCACACAGGAGAAAAGCCGUAUAAGUGCAGUGAAUGUGGGAAGUCUUUUACUUUUAGUUCCAACCUCCGUUACCAUCAGAGAAGUCAUUCUGGAGAAAAGCCUUAUGAGUGCGUUGACUGUUGGAAAUCUUUUUCGUCUAGGUCCUCUUUCACAUAUCAUCGGAAAUCUCACACUGGAGAAAGGCCUUAUGAGUGCAGUGACUGUGGGAAAGCCUUUAAGACUAACUACUUCCUCCGUUGUCAUCAGAGAGUUCAUUCUGGAGAACGGCCUUAUGAGUGCAGUGACUGUGGGAAAUCUUUUUUCUCUAGGUCUGCCUUAAGAUACCAUCAGAAAUCUCACAGAGGAGGAAAGCCUUAUGAGUGCAGUGACUGUGGGAAAUCUUACACCACUAGUUUUAGCCUCCUUAGUCAUCUAAGAGUUCACUCUGGAGAAAGGCCUUCUGAGUGCAGUGAAUGUGGGAAGCCUUUUCUCUUUAAAUCCAGAUUUUGUUCCCGUCAGGAAGUUCAUUCUGGAAAGAGAUCUUAUAAAAGGUGCAGUGAGUGUGGGAAAUGUUUUACCAGUAACAACGCCCUCCGUUACCAUCUGAGAAUUCAUUCUGGGGAAAGGCCUUAUGAGUGCAGUGUCUGUGGGAAAUGUUUUAGGUCUAAGUCUUCUGUCACGUAUCAUCAGAGAUCUCACACAGGAGAAAAGCCUUAUAAGUGCAGUGAAUGUGAGAAAUCUUUUACCAAUAGAUACAACCUCCGUUCCCAUCAGAAAGUUCACACUGGGAAAAAUCCUUAUGAGUGCAGUGACUGUGGGAAAUCUUUUAUGUCUAAGUCUUCUGUCACAUAUCAUCAGAGAUCUCACACAGGAGAAAGACCUUAUAAGUGCAGUGACUGUGGGAAGUCUUUUACUAAUAAAUCCAAUCUGUGUUAUCAUCAGAGAGUUCACACAGGAGAAAGGCCAUAUAAGUGUAGUGAAUGUGGGAAAUCUUUUAUCUCUAGUGAUGCUCUGCGUAUUCAUUAUAGACUUCAUUCUGGAGAAAGGCCUUAUAGAUGUAGUGAAUGUGGGAAAUCCUUUAUCCGUAGAAAUGGUCUCAGAAUACACCAGAGUGUUCACACAGGACAAAGACCUUAUGUGUGUAGUGAGUGUGGGAAAUCCUUCCAUAAUAAGUGUAGGCUUAGUGAACACCACAAUGUUCACACAGGAACUAAACCUUAUAAGUGCAGUGAAUGUGGAAAAUCUUUUGCCUUUAGUCACAGCUUCCAGUAUCAUCAGAGAGCUCAUGCUGGAGAAAGGCCUUACAAAUGCAUUGAAUGUGGGAAAUCUUUUGUCACCAAUUACCUCCUCCGUGUUCAUCAGAGAACUCACACUGGAGAAAGACCUUAUAAGUGCGGUGAAUGUGGGAAAUCCUUUACUUCUAGCUCCAACCUCCGUUAUCACCAGAGUGCUCACACUGGAGAAAGGCCGUUCAAAUGCACUGAAUGUGGGAAAUCUUUUCCCUUAAAUUACCUCCUACGUGGUCAUCAGAAAGCUCACACUGGAGAAGGACCUAAGUGCAGUGAAUGUGGGAAAUCCUUUACCGCUGUCUCCAGCCUCCGUUAUCACCAGAGGGCUCACAGCAGAAAGGCCUUUCAGAUGCACUGACUGGGAAAUCUUUUACCGGUAGUUCCACCGUCAGUUAUCGUCAGAGAAGUCACACAGGAGAAAGGCCUUAAGAGUGCACUGAAUGUGGGAAAUGUCUUAACGGGCAAAUCUUUCUCAAUGUUGGGGACUUCUCAGUAGAGAAAGCCGUGAAUGUACAGGGAAUGUGCAUUUUCCUUGUUCAGUGUAAGGACACUGGGGAAACUGGGGGGCCAUAGGGCUGGGUUGACUCUCACUCCAGGUGCUUCUGAGAGUGGCAUGAGUUUUUUCCUUUUGUUAAAUUAGAGAUUACGGGGUGUUCAGAGACUUUUGAUGGACCUGUGCUCCCCCAGUCUACAAGGAACCUGAUGCUUCCUGAUGUGCACAAUUCUUAGAGGUAAUGGUGCUAGUUGUAAGACCCCUGGGUCCAGUGGAAACCAUAAUCAGUGCAGGAACUGGUCGAAGAGGGAGUGGAGGAGGCUGCAGCCAACUAGAUGGAAUGUGCCUCUUCUAAGAAUGCACCCAGAUGUUCCUGUGACAUUGAGCAUGCAGGAUCGGUUUGUACACAAAUGUUGGGACCUCCAGGUGUGUUUAUUGUGCGUAGCUGGAGUCACCGUCAUGCAAUAUAUGUGGAAGGUUUUGUUUUGGGUUCUGUGGGGGCUAGUGAAUCUGACCUCAAGGCCCUCACUGCAGAGGCAAGACAAAAAGGAGAAGGAGGCUGUGGCUGUUGUGACCCAGGCCGCCUUUGUGUUGCCUCCAGUAGAAGUGUACUUCAUUGCUCCCUGGAUUUGCUGCGACUGAGCUCCGAGUGACCCCCAGCGGGCAGUCGGAGAGAGUUGGUGGAUUCAAUACAGGGUUGCCAAACCUGUUUUCCAAAGAGUGGGAUAUACCAAUUUUUCAUCUUUAGCCAAUUUUUAAAGCUUUAUCAAGGUAUAAUGUACAUGUACUAAGCUGCAUAUAUUUGAAAUAUACAAGUUAAUAAGUUUUCACCUAGGAAUGAGCCUCUGAAUCCACCACAGUCCUGAUCAUGCCCAUGUUUGUUGCGGUACGUUUAGCUCAUGUCCUAUUCUAAUGUCCCCUUGCCCUUCUCACUUCUCCAUUUAUCAUUUGGUUUCCUUUCCCUUACAGUAAAUACCUCUGCAUUUUCGUGAAUUUAUCUGAUUGGAAUCAUAAAGUGUUUACUCUUUUUUUCUUCCUAUUUCCGUUGUUGCCUAGUUACUUGAGAUUCAUCAGCGAUGUAUAUGAGUGACUUAGCUAUUUUCUGUUGAGUAGUAUUCCUUGAGUGUAUCACUGGGCGUUUAUGCAUUCAUAUUUUUCCUGGGUGUUUUCUGGGUGUUAUUUUGCUGGGUUUUCACUAUGGAAAAUAAAGCUGCUACAAACAUUUGUGUCAGUUCUUUAUAUGGAUGUAUGAUUCCUUUAUCUUUCAUUGAUAACUCAGUGCAAUGUGUGAGUC
This is a messenger RNA of Camelus dromedarius (Arabian camel), 4885 nucleotides long. RefSeq names its product zinc finger protein 850-like. Gene Ontology annotation, molecular function: DNA-binding transcription factor activity, RNA polymerase II-specific; RNA polymerase II cis-regulatory region sequence-specific DNA binding. Gene Ontology annotation, biological process: regulation of transcription by RNA polymerase II. The coding region runs from base 448 to 3456 and encodes 1002 amino acids. The record is from RefSeq and is a predicted model, not a curated record. The transcript has 3 exons. NCBI's taxonomy places the organism in Eukaryota, Metazoa, Chordata, Mammalia, Artiodactyla, Camelidae.